Molecule: messenger RNA, 2244 nt
Organism: Cucurbita maxima (winter squash)
Lineage: Eukaryota; Viridiplantae; Streptophyta; Magnoliopsida; Cucurbitales; Cucurbitaceae
Product: DEAD-box ATP-dependent RNA helicase 8-like
Exons: 10
Coding region: 477-2003 (508 amino acids)
Biological process (GO): cytoplasmic stress granule assembly; P-body assembly
Cellular component (GO): P-body; cytoplasmic stress granule
Molecular function (GO): ATP binding; mRNA binding; RNA helicase activity
Source: RefSeq, a predicted model, not a curated record
CUCAUCCAUCGUCUCUCUCUCUGCAAAUGACCCAAAAACAACAUUGACGAAAGAAAAACAGGCCGCUCUCAUCUUCGUUUGAAUCUGCCGCAGCUUCUACGAUCAAAAUCUUUACUUUAAUUCUCUGUAAAUUUUUCUGUUGCUGCAAUUUCCUGCCAUUUCUGCACCUAGAUCUGUACAAAUUUCUCUGUUUUUUUUUUUUUGUUUGUUUGUUAUUUUUGUUCCAUUUUCGUCGUCAGUUUUGCCUUUUAACCGCCUUGAGAAUACGAGAACUGGUGGAUUUUUGGUCGUGUAAAUUGUAGGAAUCAUUUAUGAACUUGAGCGAAACCCUUUUGUGGUCUAUUGUUUUUCAUUUUGGAUCUUUUUGGUAGUUUUCGGUAGAUUUCUUCUUUGUUUUUGUCGUCAUUCAAUCAUUCGAUCGGAAACCCUAGCUCCCGCUUUUUUUUUUAACGUGGUUAGGGUCUGUGAGAGUAGUGAUGAACAAUAGAGGAAGGUAUCCUCCUGGGAUCGGUGCUGGACGAGGCGGAGGCGUGAAUGCGAAUCCUUCGUUUCAGUCAAGACCACAUCAGCAGCAAUAUGUACAAAGAAAUUUGGUACCGAAUCAGCAGUAUCAACAACAGCAGCACCAGAACCAGAACCAGAACCAGAACCAACACCAGCACCAACAUCAACACCAAAACCAGCAGCUUCAACAACAACAGUGGCUGAAAAGGAACCAGUUAGGUGGCGGUCCUGCCGAUUCUAACGUUGACGAGGUGGAGAAGACCGUGCAGACGGAGGCUGUUGACUCGAGUUCACAAGAUUGGAAGGCUAGGUUAAAGAUUCCACCGCCUGAUACACGAUAUAAAACAGAGGAUGUGACGGCUACCAAAGGAAAUGAAUUUGAGGACUAUUUUCUAAAACGUGAAUUACUCAUGGGAAUCUAUGAGAAAGGCUUUGAAAGACCAUCUCCUAUUCAAGAAGAAAGUAUUCCGAUCGCUUUAACUGGUAGUGAUAUUCUUGCUAGAGCGAAGAACGGAACUGGAAAGACAGCUGCAUUUUGCAUUCCCGCCUUAGAAAAGAUUGAUCAGGAUAACAAUGUAAUCCAAGUUGUUAUCCUCGUUCCAACUCGAGAGUUGGCUCUUCAAACUUCACAAGUGUGCAAGGAACUCGGAAAGAAUUUGAAUAUUCAAGUUAUGGUUACAACAGGUGGUACCAGUUUAAAGGAUGAUAUCAUGCGACUAUAUCAACCAGUUCAUUUAUUAGUUGGAACUCCAGGAAGAAUAUUAGAUCUUGCAAAAAAGGGUGUUUGUGUACUGAAAGAUUGUUCUAUGCUUAUCAUGGAUGAGGCAGACAAGCUCUUGUCUCCAGAGUUCCAACCCUCAAUAGAGCAGCUGAUACGCUUUUUGCCUGCAAAUCGGCAGGUUCUUAUGUAUUCCGCUACCUUUCCCGUUACUGUGAAGGACUUCAAAGAUAGAUAUCUUCACAGGCCCUAUAUUAUAAACUUAAUGGACGAGCUCACUCUAAAGGGUAUCACCCAAUUCUAUGCAUUUGUUGAAGAAAGACAAAAAGUGCACUGCCUUAAUACUCUUUUCUCUAAGCUGCAAAUUAACCAGUCAAUUAUCUUCUGCAAUUCGGUAAAUCGAGUUGAGUUGUUAGCCAAAAAAAUUACUGAACUUGGUUAUUCUUGUUUCUAUAUUCAUGCAAAGAUGCUGCAAGAUCAUCGUAACAGAGUAUUUCAUGACUUCCGAAAUGGUGCAUGCAGAAAUCUCGUUUGUACUGAUUUAUUUACAAGAGGAAUAGACAUUCAAGCAGUAAACGUCGUUAUUAACUUCGAUUUCCCCAAGAAUUCAGAGACGUAUCUACACAGGGUUGGACGAUCUGGAAGGUUUGGACACCUUGGGUUAGCUGUGAAUUUAAUCACCUAUGAGGAUCGUUUCAAUUUGUACAGGAUUGAACAAGAACUUGGAACGGAAAUAAAACAAAUACCACCCCAUAUUGACCAGGCAAUCUACUGCCGGUAAUUUGUGGUGGGCAUUGGAUCCCAGGGUAAACAAUUGGCAGCAGGUCAAUGAAGAAGCUCUUUGGAGAGGCUUGUUUUCUGAGUCAAUAUCAACCGAAGAAGACUCAACUUGGCUUGGAAUUCUUUUAGUUAGAACCCUACCUAUAAUAUAUAUAUAAUAGCCCUGAAGACAUUCUUAUUAACAGGAGAUUAGGAUAGAAUGUAGAGUGGCUCAUCUAUAAAAAUCCCAGAACUUUUAUCAA